Molecule: messenger RNA, 2802 nt
Organism: Cantharellus anzutake
Lineage: Eukaryota; Fungi; Basidiomycota; Agaricomycetes; Cantharellales; Hydnaceae
Exons: 3
Coding region: 233-2629 (798 amino acids)
Molecular function (GO): protein binding
Source: RefSeq, a predicted model, not a curated record
GCAUUGUCCUACUUGAGAGACCCAGGAAGGAUCGAUGACCUAAAGAAAGAUUUUGACAAAGCAUUGACAUCGUUUCAGGGCGAACCUAAUAAGCGGGGCCAAAUUAGCGGCCAUAGAACGUCGACUACAGGAUGACAAAAUUCUGGAUAGUCUCCGAUUCCCUCAUAUUGCCCACGAUGAUUCGACUCAGGCAUGCCUAGAUGGCACUAGGGUGGAUCUCGCUGAGCAUAUUAUGACAUGGUGCCGCAAUGCUAGGGAGAGUGAGAACCGGCUAAUGCUACUGACAGCUGUGGCGGGUGCCGGAAAGACUUCGAUUACACUCACGAUAGCAGAACGGUGUACGAGUGAAGAGGACGUUACCCUGUUACUGCACUUCUUCUUUAAAGCUGGCGAACGGUCACGGCCCGAUUCUCUAUUCAGUGGCAUAGCUCGGGCUUUAGCAGAACACGACCCGGUUUACCGCACUUUCAUUAUCUCUGCUCUUCGAAAAGACUCUUCCCUCUCAACAGCUCCACUUGCGAAGCAAUUCAGGGAUUUGGUGGCUUCGCCUCUCCUCCACAAACCUCCACCUCCCAGCCAUCCGAUGGUGGUCAUCAUCGAUGCUUUAGACGAGUGUGACAAAGAAGCGUUUGAGCGCCUUGCCGAAAUACUUGGGGAGGAAGUGCCCAAGCUACCAUCUUCCAUUAAAUUCUUUAUCACAUCGAGACAAUUUGAUCUCGUGAAUCGCUUCCUCUCCCCCAAUUACCCUAUCGAUCGUCUCACUAUUGAUCUUUCGGAUGAGACAAACAUGCAGGACUGCGCUGCAUACAUACGUUCUCAGCUUCAAAAGCUGAGGAAAGUACAUCCGGAUUUACGCCAUAAUCUUCAGGAUGAAGAUAAAUCGGUACAAGAGAUCUCAGAACGUGCAAAUGGCUUGUUUAUCUGGAUCAGCACCAUCUUUCGCUACAUGAAGACGACCAGCGAGGAUCCUAUGGUGACACUAAAGAGCCUGCUUGACACCAGUACCAAACGAUCAAAGGUCCCCGCUGAGGAAAUGAUGGAUCGCUUGUACACAAACAUUCUGAAGAGGUGUAAUUGGAAGAUUGAAGGUUUUGCGCAUGACUACCCGAUUGUGAUGGGAGCAAUCUUCAUUGCACAGCGGCCUCUGUCCAUCGCAAGCUGGGAUAGGAUUUUGUUACCUUUUUUGAAAUCCUCUGUUCGAUAUACGUUAGCCGAACUUGCACCUCUCCUCUCGGGGGUUGAGGACCCUCACAUUCCGAUUCGCAUCCUACAUCAAUCCUUCCGCGACUUUAUUCUGGAUCGAAUCGACCCCCGAUCAAUCGGCCUUGGUUGCAGUUCAAUAGAUGUGAAGACCGAGAAUGCCAGGGUUGCCCUGCGAUGUACCGAGAUUCUCAACCAGGAUCUUUCCACUGUAAAGGGCUUAGGACUGAUUGAAAAUUUGUCUGAAAAAGAUGAAAUGCCGCGCAUUCCUCCAGAGGAGCUAUCUGAGCACUUUCACUAUGCAUGUCGCUAUCUUGUCCAUCACCUCAGCGGAGUCCAGGAACCGGAGGAGGGGCUUUCUGGGUUAGUUGCCGCAUUUCUCAGUCAGGAGGCAACUCGCUGGGUGGAAGUCUGUGUGAGAAUGGAGGGCUACAUUCGUAUCUCGUCACUACCUAAGUGGGCUAAGUCAGCUGUUGAGCACCGGUCCAAGGAUGCUAUCUGUGCAUUGGCCAAUGAGCUUAUCCAGCUUGUGGGGAAUUUGUUUUUUUUUUUAAGAUUCCAUGAGGCUUAUGAAGCAGCGAACGAUUCCGUUAUGCUCUGCCGUGACCUUGUUUCUCUGGAUGCAGGGACCUACACCUUGGAUUUGGCCAAGUCACUCAACAGUCUAUGUCGCACUCUUUCCAAUCUUGGGCGGCACUCGGAGGCGCUCCCAUCUAUUGAAGAAAGUGUCAAACUCUACCGCCAGCUAGUUGCUGUUCACCCAGGAUCAUACACCCCAGAUUUGGCGAUGUCACUCAAUAAUCUGUGUAUUGCUCUUUCCAGUCUUGGAUGGCACUCAGAAGCACUCCCAUUCAUUGAAGAGAGUGUCAAGCUCCGGCGCCAGCUAGUUGCUGUUCACCCAGGAUCAUACACCCCGAAUCUGGCCGGAUCACUCAACAAUCUAUAUGUCAUUCUUUCCGAUCUCAGACAGCACUCGGAGGCACUCCCAUUCAUUGAAGAAAGCGUCAAACUCCACCGGCAACUAGUUGCCGUUCAUCCAGGAUCAUACACCCCGGAUUUGGCUAUGUCACUCAAUAAUCUAUGUAUUGCUCUUUCCAAUCUUGGACGGCACUCAGAGGCACUCCCAUUCAUUGAAGAGAGUGUCAAACUCUACCGCCAGCUAGUCGUCGUCCACCCAGGAUCAUACACCCCGAAUUUGGCCAUGUCACUCAGCAACCUAUGCAACGCUCUUUCCAAGCUGGGACGGGACUCAGAGGCGCUCCCAGUCAUUGAAGAAAGUGUCAAACUCCGACGCCAGCUAGUUGCUGUUCACCCAGGAUCAUACACCCCAGGUUUGGCCAGGUCACUCAACAAACUCUUUCCAGUCUCGGACGGCACUCGGAGGCACUCCUAUCCAUUGAAGAAUGUGUCCAAAUCCGGCGCCAGCUAGUUGCUGUCAACCCAGGAGCACAUGCCCCAGAAUUGGCCGAGUCACUCAACGAUCUACGUUCCGCGCUCUCCGAUCUCGGGCGUCAUUCCGAUGCACUAAUGGUCCACGAUUGAGUGGCCUAGGUUCUCUGGUCUUCCCCAUUCCGCUUAUCAUUGCCAUUUCCCGUGGGCCAC